AAAAGGAAAAAUAUAUAUAUCAAUAACCAAACAUUUACAACCCAAUCAAGACGAAAGCAUCACCUAGAGCAUUCCAUUCUCGCAGUCGACGCCUUCUAGUGUCCCUGUACUUGUCAUCUCUCUCGUGUUCACAUCGCCGCUGCAUUCCAGAGCUUCGCCGGCACAAAUCUUUUGUCUGCCCCGAUCAUUGUUUCGCCAUUGAUUUUCUGAUCCCUUGUUCAUGCCCAUUUUCACUACUUGCACAGUUUGAACUGGUGAACGGAACUGUUCGGUGGAGUGUGAGGUCGUUGCGGAUUGCGAUAUAAAAUUUUUGUUUAUUCUUAGCCUGGAAUUUUCUUUUUUUGGGUACAAAAAGAGAAAAAACCUGAAGUUUUUCAGGGAGAGUUUGAAUUUGAUCGCUUACUGUCAUUGUCGCACAGUAAAGAUCUCUCUCCCUUUUGAUUGGCAUCGUCUUCUUUUUUUCCCCCCACAUAAAACGCAGCGUUUCGAAGAACAGGUUCAGGCGACAUUUUGCCCCUAAAUGUCACAGGCGGAGAACGAUGUCAACGCCGAUGAUUCUUUAAAGUAUAAUGUGGAGUUCAAGAGCCAUGACGAUGACGCAUGGUACUCCGUCAGGGCUGUGCUUGAGCGAGAAGAUGUUCUGAGAAUAAAGUUCCAGAACUUCGGCGACAGUCACGAUAAGGUCUUUCAAGCUCAAUGCUUCAAUAGCUUGGAGGAGGUGGAAGAGUUCAAGAAACGGUUCAGACCGGUUUCGUUGCAGCUUCAAGACGAUGAGUGCCGAACCGUCAUACCAGGAACGACCGUCUGUGCUUGCUACCGCUACUGCAAUGAAGAUGUUCGUUUCUAUGACGCUACCGUUUUUGUGGUGCAAGAAAAGGCGCAUUCUUUUAAUGGAGAGGAAGAGUGCUUGUGCACCUUUUCACUUCUCUGGUUACAUGGACCUGUUGUUGGAAUUUACAGUAAUGCAAGUGUUGCGGAUAUUUGCAAAAUUCAGCCAACUUCAGGGCUGGAUCCUGUUGUGGCUUCAUUUCUAAAGACUACUAGGGAUAGAACUGAAGUUACAUCUAAUUCCAUUUCAUUUUCCAAGGUAGUAAGUGGACAGGAAGGGAUACAUCCAUCCAAGAAAUGUGGUUUUCUUGAGCGCCUAUACAAGGAAACUCGCUGUGCCAGGCGGUCUGUCAGUAAAACAUCAUCUUCAUGUGCGAGUUUGUAUAUGUCAUUCACUGCUUUUUUGGUGAUUUAUUUAAGUUCAAUUCAAGAUAGGAUUGCCAAGCUUCUUAGCAACAGGAAGGAAGACAGAGAUCUUGGUGGAAAGAAAAGCAUGUUUAUGAUAUUAGUUGGGAAUCUGGAUAAAGCGUUAUCUCCAACAACAAUUGGAGAAUUCUUAUAUGGACACACUUUUGUAUCACCCAAAGUGUUUGCUUUUCCAAGUUUAUCAUCGGAGUUGUUUACCAGAGGGGCCUUCAUCGUUGAUAGUGAAGGGGAUUUUAAAAGGGUUCGCAACUUCUUGAGCGAUCCCACUCAGAUAAUAGUAUCUUCAACAGGAAGGCCAUGGGUGAUAAUUGAAGAGGUAGUGGGGCUUUAAAACGUCAAAGCAUCAAUGGGAACACUGAUGCCUGCAUCUAAGGUACAGUCAUUUCAAAAAGAUUGCAAUGGAAAGAGAACUGAUCUGAGGAUUGUUCACAGCGGAACUCGAGAGUUUAAGAUUGCCAGUGACCUUAGGAAUAUGUUCAUGGAAUUUUCUGCUCAUCAACAGCAACUCCACCGGCGGCUCGCACUUGAGGAGGAAAUGGUACAUUUGGACUGUAACCUUUGAUUCACUUGCUGCAAUCUGCCUACACAGUAAAUACCAGGGCUUAGGAAUGGAUUCCUCAUGCAUAGUGUUCACUUUUUGACUUUUCUAGCUAGUAUGUGAAUGUUUACACUGUAAUAUCACUAUGCUGUUAGGGAUGGACUAUAGCAUUACAGCAUUACACCGUUUUGUGCACAUGAGAGUUUUUGAGGAAGGUUAGAUAGUAAGAGGAAAGUGAAACAUGACACUUACAUGCAUUUUCACUUGUUUGUAUCACUUUCUUUUAUAAAUCUGUAAUAUAUUAUUAAGAUCAUGGUUGGUGUGCAUGUUACUGAGAAUGUCGAUGCAUCAUGCAGCCAUUGGUAACAUUAUGACAACUGAUGCUGAAACAAGCCUAUUAUGUUGGAAGUAGGAGGAUUUUCCUUCACUAGUUGAAA
Molecule: messenger RNA, 2229 nt
Organism: Prosopis cineraria
Lineage: Eukaryota; Viridiplantae; Streptophyta; Magnoliopsida; Fabales; Fabaceae
Exons: 6
Coding region: 521-1585 (354 amino acids)
Molecular function (GO): chromatin binding
Source: RefSeq, a predicted model, not a curated record